CAUUUGAGUGGUUGGCGUUGCUAGCGAGCUGCAUCUCGACUCAAAUUAUCUUGCUUUCCAUGCAGUAAGUUCUUUUUCGUGUAAAAAUGUUCUGUUGUUUGCGCAUAACGUUCUUGCUACAUGGGCUACGCAAAUGUAGUUGAAGACCGUGCUAAGACUAAGGUUCCCUUAUCGCCCACCAUAAGCGCGAGGUGGAUUGGGGGAUUCGUGUGUUACCACUUUCCCAGCCCGUGGCAGGUGCUAGAAUGUCGCUGCAAGGUGUGAAACUAAAAGGCGCUCUUGGCGUCCUAGCAGUAUGGCUGGUGUUGAUGGCUGGCUCUAUCCAUACCAGCACCGCCCAAACCAGUGCUCCAAGCAGCAGCAUUACGACGAGUAGUAACUCGGCUGUUAGCGGAGCGGACGGAAGAGCUGAGUGCUCCGUUUUGCAAGGUGACAUAUCCAGUAAGAAUGUCAUGUUGCAAGGCAUUCUGCAAGCUGAGCUUCUUCUGGGACAGAAUGAGACAAUUGUAUCAGUAGUUGAGAAUUGUCGUCGAAAGGAACAUGACGGAAUUACUGCCGAAGUAACCGUAACGAUCGUUACGUCAACAGAUAGACAACUUCAAACUAAUCUUCUGUGUACUCGUACUGGUGUGGAUGGUGGAAUAACAACGGAAGUAACAGCAGCAACAACAGCAGCGGGAGGAGGUGUCGGAGGAGGUACCAGCGCUGGAGUCUUGAGUGUUCAUGAGUUCAGUUUCCCGUCGUUAACAGCCGAACCCGGACCAUGCCAGGCGUGCCUCAACAGCAGUGAAUCUUGCCUAGCCUGCACUUUGCUUUGUGAGAAUGGUGGAGCUCUGCUACCAGAUUGCUCGGCAUGUCUCUGCAUCGACAACUACUAUGGUCAAACAUGUCAACACCACGGCAACACAACAACAACAGCGACAAACACCACCUCUCCUACCCCUGCCACCACCGCCACCACCACGUCUAUAUUCUCAUCAAGUUCUGAGAGCAACAAGCAACUGACAAGUACUGCUCCUCAAGACACCAACACCAGCAACGCCACCAGCAACACCAGCAGGACUACCAGCAGCAGCAACAGCAAUACCAGCACCACCAGUAGCAACAGCAGCAAUACCAGCAGUAACAGCAGCAGCAGCAGCAGCAGCAAUAGCAACAGUAGCAGCAACACCAGUACCACCAGCAACACCAGCAACACCAGCAGCACCAGUAGCACCAGCAACAGCAGCACCACCAGUAGCAGCACUGGCAAUACCAGCAGUACCAGCACCACCAGUAGCACCGGCAACAGCAGUACCACCAGUAGCAACAGCAGCAACAGUAGCAAUACCAGCAGUACCAGCAGCAGCAGCAACAGUAGCAACAGCAGCACUGGCAACAGCAGCGGUACCAGCAGCAACAGCAGCAACAGUAGCAAUACCAGCAGCAGCAGCAGCAACAGUAACAACAGCAGCACUGGCAACAGCAGCGGUACCAGCAGCAACAGCAGCAACAGUAGCAGUACCACGGUAUCACCCCUAGUGGUUACCACGAAUACGUCAGCUACAAGUGCAGUGCAAGACUUGGUCGUCACACCCAUACCAAACACAAAUAGAGAUAGUGUAUCUUUAUCAGCUACACCACCCAUACCAAACACAGCUACAGACCCAGCAUAUGUAUCAGACCCCAUCUCCAGUACUGUGGCUACGCCUGACUUUGCAACACGAGUAGCGAACCAGUCUCGCAGUGCAGCGUCCACUAUAAAUGAUACAAUUAUGGCAAAUACAUCUAUAGCUGAGAACUCUACUUCAUCGACCAAUGUACAGCGCCAGACAUCAUCUGACUCGCCUGCAGCACUCCCCGUGUCAACUGAUGCCUCUAUCCUAAUGGUGACAUCAUCUCCAUCUACCCCAGUAGAGAUGACAUCAUCAGUGUCAAUUUCUUCCCAGGCAACACCAUCACAGCCUAAUACUGUAGGUAUGACAUCAUCAUCAUCACCCACGGCCAUAACAGGUAUCCAGAUUUCAACACUACUAUCUUCCUCAUUUCCACAACCGAAAACUGAAUUUUUUUCUUCUAACCAGUCAACAGCAGGCACAGAAACAGGUACCAUGACAUCAUCACCACCAGGUACCAUGACAUCAUCAGAAACCACGCCAUCAUCACCACCACCACCAGGUACCAUGACAUCAUCAUCAUCAUCAUCAUCAUCAUCAUCAGAAACCAAGCCAUCUUCACCACCAGGUACCAUGACAUCAUCAACGUCAUCAAAAACUAUGCCACCCUCACCAGGUACCAUAAUAUCGUCACCACAAGGUACCAUGACAUCAUCACCAUCAUCACCACCAGGUACCAUAACAUCAUCACAACAAGUUCCCAUGACACCAUCCCUGUCAUCAGAAGCCAUACCAUCAUCACCAGGUGUCAUGACAUCACCAGGUACCAUGACAUCUCUACCAGGUACCAUGACAUCACCACCAUCAUUAUCACCAGGUUCCAUGACGACAUCACAACUUGUUACCAUGACACCAUCACUGUCAUCAGAAACCAUGCCAUCAUCACCAGGUAUCAUGUCAUCAUCUCUACCAGGUACCAUGACAUCAAUAUCACCAGGUACCAUGACAUCACAACCAGUUCUCAUGACACCAUCCCUGUCAUCAGAAGCCAUGCCAUCACCAGUUGUCAUAACAUCAUCACCAGGUACUAUGACAUCAUCACCCCUAGAUGACAUGACAUUGUCAGGUACCAUUAAUAUAUCAUCACCAUCAGGUGUCAUGACAUCAUCACCAGGCACCAUGACAUCAUCACCACCAGAUGCCAUGACAUCACCAGGUACCGUGAUAUCAUCACCAGGUGUCGAGAUAUCAUCACCAGGUACUGUGAUAUCAUCACCAGGUACCAUGCUAUCAUCACCAUCAAGUGCCAUGACAUCAUCACCGUCGUCAGAAACCAUCGCAACAACCAUAUAUGCAACUCAAUCAAUGCCGACGAAAGUAGCCAUAGACUCUACUCAUGGCAUUACAUCAGAUUCCUCAGUGAUGACAUCAUCAGUUCCCGCAGCUACAUCACCUCAAGCAGAAUACUCCACAACAGCAGAUAGCACAACUGCUUUGGAGGUGACAACUUCUGAGACAACCACAGUGAUAGGAAAUACUACCAUCUCAACGACAGUACCACAGACAGACAUAUCCUCAAAAGUGACAUCAUCCACAGCAGAGAUUGCAUCACCCACAGCAGGGAUUACAUCAUCAACAGCAGGGAAUACAUCAUCCACAUCAGGGAUUACAUCAUCUACAGCAGGGAUUACAUCAUCCACAGCAGAGAUUGCAUCAUCCACAGCAGAGAUUGCAUCAUCCACAGCAGGGAUUGCAUCAUCCACAGCAGGGAUUGCAUCAUCCACAGCAGAGAUUGCGUCAUCCACAGCAGGGAUUGCGUCAUCAACAGCAGGGAAUACAUCAUCCACAGUAGGGAUUUCAUCAUCAACAGCAGGGAUUGCGUCAUCCACAGCAGGGAUUGCAUCAUCAACAGCAGGGAUCACAUCACCCAACACACCAGCAGCAGGAUAUACCGACUCCCCUACAUCAGAGUCAUCAUCUCCCUGCAUCCCAUCUCCUUGUUUGAACAACAGCACAUGUGUUGCUAUAGACAACCGGCUUAUGUGUGUAUGUCCUGAAGGUUUCCAUGGAGAUCGGUGCCAGAAGAAAAUAGCAAAAUGUCGUUGCAAUGACGUUGGAGCAUGCCAAGACGAAUACACGCAUGAAUCAUGUUCAUGCCCUCCUGGACUGACAGGAACACUGUGUGAGACACGAAUGUCGCCAUGUAGCUCGUUACCAUGUGCAUCAAACGCUACGUGCGCUGCUAGUGGCGAGUCUUAUCUCUGCCGCUGUCCAGUUGGUUAUGAAGGUGAUGUGUGUAACAAAACACAGUGUAGCGCUAAGCCGUGUGAGAAUGAUGCACUAUGUCUGCUGGACCGACAGGGGCAAUACAACUGUACCUGUUCCCGGGGCUGGACCGGGGAGAACUGUACCGACCCGGUUCUCAGCGUUUGUAGUGUACACGGCUGCUCAGAGAACCGUGUAUGCGAUCGGAGUGCCGAGAAUUGUGUUUGCAAGGCCGGACAUAUCGGACCAAAUUGCGUGAAGACGGCAGCGGGCAGCAACGAAUGCCUGAGUGCUCCGUGCUCCAAUGGUGCAGCGUGUAUUGAUACACGUGAUGGCUACACAUGCAAAUGCCUCAAUGGUUACUAUGGUAGCAGAUGUGAUGCGUGUCCGCAAACUUGCACUCAAAAUAAGGAACGCUGUGGUUCUAAUGGCAGGUGUGAGACGGUGCAUUGUCCCAGAUUCAACAACCUGCGUUUGUCCGACAGCAUCCCAGUGGCGGAGAAUGAGCAUAACGGAACGCGUUGUAUCUGUGACGAUGGUUACUAUGGCGAAUAUUGUCAGUACCAGUUGCAUCAAUGCGGCGAGGUUGAUGCCUGUGAAAACGGCGGGACCUGUAAAAUCAGAUAUGGUGCAGAAGGACCCUUUGCACAGUGUAUGUGUGAACUAGGCUGGUCAGGCACUACUUGCUCAGAGUGUACGAAGAAGUGUAUCCACGGUAAUGUAGACAAGCUCUGCCGUAUGUGUAUGUGCAAGUCCGGUUGGGAGGGUGAGAGCUGUGAUGAAUGCUCUGGUGUAAUUCAAGGUCAGGAAUGCUUGCCACAGUGCACCACGCCAGGCUUUGAACCAACAACAGUCAUGGAAUCAAAGCACAGCGCUUGUUUUGCAUGCGGCAUACACAAUUGCAUAGCGUGCAACCGCCCACCGUUUGUACUCGCCCCAGACAAGACCACUGAAGAUCCAUCUAAUCUUGAAGCCUGUACUGAGUGUGAGCCGGGGAGUGUAUUGAGCAAAGGACGAUGCAUCGGACCCCAAGAUUCUGCCGUAGUCCACCCACGCGGUGAUCGAAUAGUCAUCAUCGCUGUCAUCGUUGGUGUAUCGGUAUUGGUUCUGCUACUUAUCAUCAUUGCUUGCUGCAUCAUACGCAGACGUCGGCGUGAAAGAGUGUACAAGUACAAGACGUCUGCGUACGGCGGUGAUUCCUCUUUGAUUACGAGAAACCCCAGUGCCCAACAAGAGCAUGUUGAAUUGCAGAGUGUGAGUACAUUCAAACAGCAGCCAACACAAUCAAAUGGCAGUAGCGGGGGAGCAGCCAAUGGUUACAACAAGGCCCGAAUGCUGGAUCACCUGUCCGAUGAGUUCCCCACACUCCGAAUGAUCUCCAUUGCCAAUGCCGUGCAGAAGGCGAACUUUGAUGAAGACGCAGCGCGGGACAUUCUCUCACGUGAACAUCAAGAACUCCAACGUCGCCAGUCGCUGGUGUAUAUGCAUCUAGGCGUAUCCAACGGGCACACCGCCACGGAUCAGCAACAACAACUAGAACAAGAACAACGGCACAAUCCUUUCAAACCUACCACCAGAAAAGGCAGCAUGUCUAAUGGCAGUACGUCAACAGCAGCAGCAUCAGCCCCAGUGUUUGUAGCAUCGUCAGCAAACAGGGCCGGCAGGAGGAUCUCUGUGCAGGAGGAUUCCAUGGACACUAUGACAUUGGCUGUUGAACAGGAGUACAACGCGUCGAUGCUCCGCGGUACUCGUCGGAGCACAAGUACAAACCAGACUGCGGAUGAACUGACCUUGCAAGAAGGUAUUGCUGAAGUACAGCAAGGUCAUGCACUAGUGGAGACAACAGAUGAAAUCACGGCCAUCGAAGUGCAACAAGACCUGGAAAGAACUAAUAACGCUCCAAAAGUCCGGCGUAAAUCCUCCACCGUCUUCAUUGCCAUGCCCGACGAUCUUGGCGGUGGCACAGCAGUAGCUAUGCGACCCCGCUUGCCCCGCAAGGUACCAGACAUGGAUACCAAUGGCAGCGUCGCGGCCCCAAUGGUCUUUAUGUCAGGGGCAUCGCAUGGCGGUGUGACACAGGUUACUGAAGAUGGACUUGUUCCCCAGGCAACGGAGAAUAGAGCCAAAGACGAAACAGCUACCGGCGAUCUGAGUGAAUACAACAACACAAACACAGCCGCAGAAGCAGAAGCAGAAGCAGUGACCGCAGCACCAGCAGCAGCAGCAGCACUAGCUGAGUCGAAUGCAGCUCAUGGCACGACGUCACAGGAUGCCCCCACGCACCCCAGUAUUUUCAUGUCCAUGCCUGCUGGUCGAAAUAGCCACACUACCGCCAUCCCCGACCACCAUGGCUACGGUAGUGAUGGUGAUGGUGAUGGUGGACUGGGUGCUGGCACUGAUGCAGAAGAGCAGCGAGUGGCUGAGAAAGAGCGGAGAAUCAGCAUGGUACAACAGAGUGAGUUUCAACCAGCGUCUGUCUUCAUCAGUGGACUAUCCACACACAAGAACACCAGCGUCCAUCAACCAAAGGAGACUAAUGCUGACGGCAUCGCUGACGACGAACAGUUCAUGGCUGACACUCAACACCAACAACAUCAUGACAUCAUCGUGAACAAUGAUGACAUCACCGUGACAAAUGAUGACAUCACUGCUGCAAGUGGUAAUCCAGAAGGACGGCGUGCCUCCAGCAUCUUCAUCUCCAUGCCAACCAGCACAGUUACCCCUGGCGACAGGUACACAAAAGCCAUGGAGAGAGAUCGCCGCAUAACCGCAGCAGCGGAGGUGGCAGCAGCAGCACACACCGUUGGAGAUGGAAACUCGGCGCAUGAACACUCAUCCGGCGGUGGUAACACACUGGAUUCCAGUGCAUUUGCGAAUGUAUUUGUGUCGAUUCCCAAACCUGGAAAAGCGGUAUCACUGACGCAUCAUUAUGACAACAGCAAUUCCACUCCACCUGUCCACUCAAACCGGGAUGCAGUCAGGCUACCGAAAUCACCCGCAGCAGCAGCAGCUAACACCCCAGUCUUGAGCAGUGUUACCAGUGGUGCUGGUGGUGGUUAUCCCAUCGGAAAAUCUCCCAAGAAGAAUAACAAUAUCGUGGUUCCAUCACCAUUGGCACAAGUGUCUCGACCGCCUAAGCCGCUGUAUCAGCAGCAGCAGCACCAGCACCAGUACCAGCAUCACCCACAGCACCAGCACCACCACCAGCACCACCCACAUCAUCACCCGCAGCAGCAUCACCUGACUCAUGAUGAUCCUAUGCUGGACACCGUACCAGCUCAGACUCAGCUUAGCUCAUCACGUGACAGUCUAGGUGAUAGUCUAGGCAGUAUGCUCUCACAAGCCAAUCCAUCGGCGCGCAGUUCACCAUUCUCGUCACCAUCUAUACACAUGCUAACAACGUGUAGCGUACCUACAGCUCCAGAGAAUUCACCUAUGAUUCAAUCACCCAACAUCUUAAACACAUCACCCGUCCACGGCGCUUCAGUGAAAGAUCGUUUCUUGUCACCGAGAGGCUCCCCACUGAAACUGUUAUCACCGUUAGCGGAAACAAGUGUUGAACACCAGCAAUACCCUGCCCUGCACUCAGCAGAUCUAUUGUCUCUUCAGUAAAACACCCCCCCCCCCCACACACACACACGCACACCCACACCCACACACCCACACACACACACACACACACACACACACCCACACACACACACCCACACACACACACACACACACACACACACACACACACACACACACAUACACACACACACACACACACACACACACACACACACACACACACACGCAUGCACGCAUGCACACCCAGUCAUAUAUUCUGAAGAUGAACAAGAUGUACCCUAGCAGCUAUGCUAAUCUCAACUAGUCUCAACACUCGACACUGAACCGAUGUGGAUGAUUGUCAAAGUGGAUUCAGUUGUGACAACUGCCAUGACUGGUGUAGUGGCAUGACCGGGUGUGAUUUCAUCCGCAGUGUCCGAACAAACUGUCAUUUCUUGUGAAGCCAAUAAUUAUUCUGUCCGUAUUUCCUAGUCAACAAUAUGUCAUACCUCAUCCCCAUGCUGCAUGUAAAAUUACCACGAUAAAAUUUUUGGUGAAAGUCAGAUUUCUGAACUUCACAAAAUGGAGCAAACUUGGGUCCGUGACUUUUCAAUUUUCAUUUAUUUUAUCUCUAUUCUACCUCUGUUUUCAUAUAUUUCAUAUCAUUACUAAUAAUAUUAUUAUCAGAUUCAUUGAAUCUCAGAAUCUCAGCCUUAUUUAAUUAACCCUCAACCUUCAUGUACUUUAUUGGAAUGUAAUACCGGUAUACACGUUUGAUGAAAGCGUGCUGUUCCACGAUGAGUGUACCAAAUGGCGAUGUUUGUACUGAGUGACAUGUGAACCGUGGUACUAGUGCCAGAAUGCAUCAUAUUUAGUAUAUUCAGUAUAAUCAGUAUAAUCAGUAUUAGGCUGACUGGCUUAUAACAAGUGAACCCCGGAGCUGAAUGCAUCAUAUUCGGUAAGGCUGGCUAUGUGAUUAUGUACUUCCAUACUUGAUUGUCUGAAAUGCUGUCUGUAACGUUGUCUGUUGCAUGCAACUGUUGAACAGCUUUUCUUGCAGCAUGACUCGCUGCUUCAGUGCAUGGUGAUAGCAUGUGUACAUUGAUGAAGUGAACUAAUAACUUCUCUUAUGAAAGAGAUCGACCAAGUGACCGUGUCAGGUAUGUUGCUCCCUCCGUGUCUCUGCCUGUCUGUCUCUCU
This is a messenger RNA of Sycon ciliatum, 8612 nucleotides long. RefSeq lists its product as uncharacterized. The transcript has 14 exons. The coding region runs from base 246 to 7472 and encodes 2408 amino acids. Lineage: Eukaryota; Metazoa; Porifera; Calcarea; Leucosolenida; Sycettidae. The record is from RefSeq and is a predicted model, not a curated record. Gene Ontology annotation, molecular function: calcium ion binding.